Penicillium samsonianum is the source of this 312-nucleotide messenger RNA. RefSeq lists its product as uncharacterized. NCBI's taxonomy places the organism in Eukaryota, Fungi, Ascomycota, Eurotiomycetes, Eurotiales, Aspergillaceae. Bases 1 to 312 code for a protein of 103 amino acids. The record is from RefSeq and is a predicted model, not a curated record. The transcript has a single exon.
AUGCUAAUAAUUCUACUAGCGGACGAGACCUCGUACAUCAACUAUAUCAAGCCCCUGAUCUUGGCCCGGGAACCGAAGAUCCCCCAUGUUCUAUCUCUGAUUGAUACCACCUCGCAAUGGGCGUACCAAAUCCACCCGGAACGUAUGGUCCCCGCGCUCAAAGACGCGGACCUCGAAACCGGUGAGCGUAUCAACGUGUUCGAGGGCACGGCGUGUCUGCAGUAUCUGGCCGAUCGGUUUGACGUCCACGGCGAAUGGACCGGACGCACCGCCGCCGAGAGAGGCGCUGUCUUCAUAUGGAUGGCUUAUUAA